Molecule: messenger RNA, 3082 nt
Organism: Pundamilia nyererei
Lineage: Eukaryota; Metazoa; Chordata; Actinopteri; Cichliformes; Cichlidae
Product: protein phosphatase 1 regulatory subunit 3G-like
Exons: 2
Coding region: 448-1125 (225 amino acids)
Biological process (GO): regulation of glycogen biosynthetic process
Cellular component (GO): protein phosphatase type 1 complex
Molecular function (GO): glycogen binding; protein phosphatase 1 binding
Source: RefSeq, a predicted model, not a curated record
GAGCCGGUUGGGAGCCGAAAUAGCCGACUCUUUUUAGUGAGUCGAGCCGAAAGAGUCGGUUCUCUAAAAAGAUCCGGAAAUCCCAUCACUAGUACAGGUGUAUUUAGCGCUGUGACAUAAUCCCCCACGUUUUCCCGACUGCAGGACUGCGUCACCGGUUUGUUUACUAUCCCCAGGAGUGACGCAGCUGUUACAUAAUGGAGUCUGACUGAGCUCGCGCAGUCACACCGGCGCGUGGCUCUGUUGUUGUUGUUGUUGUGCGCACGCAGGUGUUUACGUGACAGCAGCUGAUGUGAGAACAGCGCACGCGCUCUGCUGUCAUCGGGGGGCGGGAGUCUGAAGACAGGUGGAGACAAGACCAGCGCGAGGACUCCUACCGGAUACGAGCCUCGGCACCCGGGCAACAGCUCUCCUCCACAGACCCGUGAAAGUGCCACGGAGAGAGGGAUGGAGGAGCAGGAGGAGGAGGAAGACCUGGACGACGAGCUGGACGCGUCUCAGCUGGAGAGGUUCUUGAAGGACGGGAGGAGAGCAAAGUCCCUGCCGGCCUGCCCGGGAGGAGCCCACGGAGCGGAGGAGGGCAGGAAGCGCGUGAAGUUCGCGGACUCCAUGGGGCUGAGCCUGGCCCGAGUGAAGCACUUCAGCUCCCUGGAAGAGCCGCAGAUCCCCAGCAAGGUCCUGUCCCGGCACAAGAGCUUCCCCCUGGAGCAGCGGGACCUCCUGAGCGGCCUGUGCCACAACUUCGCCGCCGGCUUGCACGCGGACCUCCCGGAGCUCCGGGACACGGAGCGGAGAGUCCGGCGGCUCCGGGUCUGUCUGGAACGGCUCGUCGCGACGCAGCUGGACGUGCGGGGGCACGUGCGGGUCCUGAGCGGCUGCGCCACCGGGAGGGAGGUCGGAGUGAGGUACACCUUCAACGGCUGGCUGUCCCACAUGGACGCGCAGGCGGUGCCCGUGGCUGCCGUCGAGCCGGGUUUGGUGGGGGAGCGCUUCGCCUUCACCGUGUACACCCCGCCCCUCGCAGACCCCGGCUCCGCCGUGCACCUCGCCGUUUACCUGAAGUGCGAGGAGGGGGAGUUCUGGGACAACAACGAGGGGCAGAACUACACCGUCAGGUACCGCUGAGUGCCCGGCCUUUGUCAGCGCCGCCUUCCACGUCCCCUGAGCCGUUCCCGAGUGCGUGACGGCCUCCAUGUGGCGCUGCAGAGCUGUCAGUUUAUCAGUGCAGCUGCUUCCUCUCAGCCUCCAUCUCUGAACGCUGAUGAGCUCCAACCUCUCUGCUUCAGCCCAGAGGAAUCCCAGCAUUUCAACAGGAAGCAACACUUCAAAAUAAAAGCCGCAGCCUUUUAUAACUGAGAAUGAUUUAAAGUUGUGUUUUCUGACCUUGCCUGUAUUUCUACACGUUCACCCUCCAAACCAUUUAAAUGUUUCUGUUUCGAUCGUCUCAUUCUGAGAAGCUGCCAGGCAGCCAUUAUCCUGCAUCCACUGUUUCCCACAUUCCACAAAAACCCUCAAACAACUCUUUCCUGUGACCUCGUGUGACCUUCUGAUACCGCAGCUCACGUGUUCCCACCACGAUUUAAUGAACAAGUACAGCAGGUGUAAGACGACCAACGAGCAUCUGCUUGUUUGUUCCCAUGAUGGAGAACAGGUCUGACACUCCCAGGUUAGGAUUGGAGCCACACCCAUCCUUCCAGGUCGCUGCGCUCGGUCAAUCGGCUUCAGCUGAGACCACAGCGGGCCCUGUUUCUGAGAGUGAUCCACGAGCUGAAGCACCGACGCUGACCGGAGACGUACCUGUACAAGAGGAAGCCGAGGAAGAAGCAGACGGAUGGGAUCGUAGAGAAGAAGAGUGCGGCGAUGACUCUGCUCUCUGAACUUCAGUGAAAACCACGAAAGCAGCAGACCUGAAACACCCCGAGCUGGAACGGCUUUCUGUGACCCGUCGCCCACGAGGUGACGGAGAGUCCAAUGUUUGUGUGACAAUAACUGCGUGCUUCUCCUCUGCUGAUUUACAGUUGGAUGUUUUUUGCUCCAGACGACGAGCUGGAGGAUGAUGAUGAAACUUUUCUCUACUGAACACAACGUCCAGAUAAACACAGAACUUUUGGGGAAUCCUGGUGUUUUUUCUGCCAUUUAGUGCCAGUCACAUGACCCGAUCAUGUCUCUGUAAAUCAGGACUCAAACGGCCGUGACUACGACUGGACGAGCAGAAGCUGCGCGAUCCCACGGACGCUGCUGCUCGUCUGGAGAUCCUUGACUCCGUCACAUCCAUCACAGCUGCUGCUUUUCUUUAAACAAGGCCUCGUGUUCAUCAUCUGGCCUCGCAAAGGCACUUUGAAUAAAUCUCAGCUGGACAAACUCAACGUCUGAAUGUUUUUAUUCGAUAAUUUCCUGCAAACACAGCAGCACGAAAUAAAAAAUGGCAGUAAAUCUGACCUCGACUGUGUGUAGACUGUACGUAGAAGAUGGACGUGUGCGUCGGUCUGAAUGAGUCGGCUGCGUGUAGCAGCCAGUCUCUCUUUUUAACCUCAGUAAAAUCUGCCUGAUGGUCUCAGUCGCAGGUUUUAGUCGUUUAGAUUUUGUCCCAAUUCAGGGUCAAAUGAUUUAGGGUGUGGCUACUCUGUGAUUGACAGCGACCAGCUCUUUCUUACGCCAACACGUUGGCCGGGUCCAUCUUUUAUGUACAGGCGCUUCAGGCAGUCUGAGAGGCGUUACGAUUGGACGGCAAAUUGUGGAACAUUUUCGGAGAUCAUGUUUUUAAUCUUCCACGUUUGCUCUCUGGAUCAAGUGUGUGUGGUCUCAAACAAGCACACGGACGCUGUGACCGGACUCUGGUUCCUGCGCACCAGCUACACAACAGUUAAGUGGACUCAUCCUGCUCCUCGUCCGCCGGGUCAUACUUCCUGUCCUGGAAAAGCUUUAAUAAUGACGCCUGUGAGUGAGCUCCAAAGGCUCCGUUUACCACACUUAUUCUACUUUUGGGUAUCUCUGAUGUCACAGAGAGGAACUUAUACGGUCACCUAAGAAACAGAAGCUCCACCCACCUGUUGUUCAAAUCAGCCAAUCAGAAUAAAGCUAG